AUGUCUUACAUUACGGAGAACACCGUCUGGCCAACAGCCACUCUCCUGAAGCCCGAGAUCCAAGAUCUUAUCCGCCACUUUUAUGUCUUGGCCGAUCUGCCCGAUCCACAGGCUGGAGUUCAAUAUGCUGCUGACAUCUUCACCCCAACGGGGGUUAUGAAAGGUCCAUUCGGCCCCGCAGACCUUUACGUGGGGACAGAUGAAAUCAAAAAGUCCAAACUCAACGCUUGGGGGGCCAUAACCUCCCGUCGCCACCGCAUCAAACGUGUUUUUGUUGCCGACGAGGGCGGACACGAUCUCAUGCUUAUCGGUGAAGUCGAUUUGGGGCUUAAAAAUGGAAAAUCGAUCACGAAUGAGUAUGCGGCUCGUAUGUUGGUUGACCAGGAUAUUAUCUAUGAGGGACAUCCGCGUUUGUCACUUAGUUUUGUUUGGUCUGAUACGUCGCCCGUGAUGGCUGCAUUGAAGUAG
Messenger RNA from Penicillium hordei, 468 nucleotides. RefSeq lists its product as uncharacterized. Bases 1 to 468 code for a protein of 155 amino acids. Lineage: Eukaryota; Fungi; Ascomycota; Eurotiomycetes; Eurotiales; Aspergillaceae. The transcript is spliced from 2 exons. The record is from RefSeq and is a predicted model, not a curated record.